Molecule: messenger RNA, 1157 nt
Organism: Selaginella moellendorffii
Lineage: Eukaryota; Viridiplantae; Streptophyta; Lycopodiopsida; Selaginellales; Selaginellaceae
Exons: 4
Coding region: 221-949 (242 amino acids)
Source: RefSeq, a predicted model, not a curated record
UAUUACGAUGUGGGGAGGUGGAAGAGGAAACUUCAGAUGGAGAAGAGGACCUUCUUCACCAUUUGUGGCAUGCUGGAGAGCGAGAUCCGGAAGCAAGAUACCGGUUGGAGGAGUGUGUUGCCGGUGGAUGUUCGACUGGGGGUGACUUUGUACAAGCUUUUCAAGAACACAGAUUACUUGGAUCUGGUGGACAAGUUCAGCAUCGGGGAGUCCACAGCUCAUGAACACUACUGUGGUGAUUGUCAAGUGUCUCAGGUACAGGAUUCAUUUUCCUUCAACCGCCAAGGAGGUUCGAGCUGUUGUUGCUGGCUUUCGACAAGUGACAGGAACCCGACUGCCUAAUGUUGCUGGAGCGAUCGACUGUACUCCGAGAUCAUCCGACCUACUAGACUGGACGGCGAGAGCUACUACGAUCGGAAGCAGCGGUACUCGGUCAUCUUGCAAGGGGUUUGUGAUGCCCAGAAGAGGUUUCCUCAGUGUCUACGCUGGGUGGCCAGGACGCGUCCACGACAUGAGGGUUUUUCGUAAUUCAGCCCUCAGGAACAAGAUUGUAGCAAGGGAGCUGCUGACAUCGCCCGCGGUGUUAGCAUAUGAUGAUAGGAUCAAGCCAUACCUAGUGGGGGACAAAGGGUACCAACUCCAGCAGCAUCUGAUGAUUCCACACACAACUCUGAACCCGACACCAUCCAAGGCAGCUUUCAACCUUCAUCACCACCUUGCUUGGAUUGUUAUUGAGCAAGCAUUUGGACUUCUUAAAAUGAAGUUCAGAUGCUUGGAUAAAAAACAAAGGAUCCAGCCAAAGUACCUUCCCAACAUCAUCAAGAGUUGUUGCAUCUUGCAAAAUUUCUUGAUUGAUGUUGGGGAGACUGAUCUUCAGGCGGAGAUCCAAGCUUGGAGGAAAGAGGUGAAAAGGCUCAAGGACCAGGUACCUCUUUGUCGAUUACGGUGAUCCCGAGCAAGCAGAAGGGGAACCUCGUGAGGAGUUGCACAGUCCAGAGGAUGCAAAAGAGGUUAGAGAGAACCUCACGUUUUCCCUGUGUCUUUGCCAGUGGCGUUCGUGUUUGCUUUGAAAUUUGCUAUGUGUGAACCCAACUUUCUUAAUUUUUAAAGUGGGUCUCUUAAGUUUUUUUUCACUAAAUAAAUGUGCGAAUUGGUCC